Molecule: messenger RNA, 2018 nt
Organism: Rhagoletis zephyria (snowberry fruit fly)
Lineage: Eukaryota; Metazoa; Arthropoda; Insecta; Diptera; Tephritidae
Source: RefSeq, a predicted model, not a curated record
UAUAACUGACCUCAUUAUCCGAGUAGCUUAAGAUUGUAAGACCCAAGUGAACCCUAGAGCAGGCAUUGAACAACCCUCGACUAUAAUUCCGCCGUGAAAAGGUUUCUCACAAAACCAUCUGCCAUUCGGAGAGCACACAUAAAUGUAUUCCAUUUCACUGCGAAUUCCGAGCGUAAAUUCCACCGAAAAUGAGUGUGAGUAUGUAUUAUGACUCAUCACAUUAUUGAAUAGAAGUUGCCACUCCAGCGAAUUAAUAAAAUUUCUUUUGUCCUCAGAAAUCAUAUUCAAUUUAAUAUUCCUUUUAUGCGCACAAUUUUUAUUGAAAAUAUCUGCAAUAAUUUUAAAAAUAAGCUGUGUAGUACUACAUUCAUAGCUAAGUGGGAUAGAAUAAACAACAACCAGCGAUGACUUCAACUGUGUCAACUCACGUGAAUUGAGUUUUAUACGCUUACGCUUAUGCUAACUCAUAUGUAUGUAAGUGUACUCGUAGAAGAGAUGACAUUGAACUCUGGGGUUUGUCUGGUAGGUGCAAUGUUAAACGCUACCCAAGCUGCAAGUUUUAUGGCAAAUGCGUAAGCAACCACCAACUACGCCUACAACGUCAUACUUUAUCGAUUUAAUAGCAAGCUGGGUGACCAGCCACUAUGAGUCAUGUUUAUCUGUAAAAUUUUGCAGAUAAAGUUGCAAAAGAAGCGCCCUACACUUGCCGAGAUUAUCUUAUAAAAAUAUAUGAUACUCUAGUAGUUGGAGCUAGUCAGCAAAAUGUAUCUCAACAAUUUAGUUGUUGUGCAUUGAUUUGCAUUUGAGGCACUGUAACCUAAGUACUGCGACAAUAACUGCACAGAGGCAGCGCAUGCGCUCAAGCGCUUUCAUAUAUCUACUUAGGAAAGAGUACAGCAACGGGAACAGCGAAAAGAGUAAUGCAAAAGCUGGACACUACGCCACUUUUAUGGCCAACUUUUUCGCAUGAAAACAAAGUAAUCGCUUUGCUGGUGUAAUCCGCCUGCUGCCUCAUUGAAAAUCCACAUCAAUGCGCAAAAACUUACAACAACACUAUUUGGCAACACUGAAAAAAUGUGCCACGCCGCCAAUGGUAACAGCAACACCACCCGUUACAACAACACAACCGCAACGUCAGCAGCAAACGAAAGCACAAUUGUCAGCGACUACACAAUUGCAACAAAAGGAGCAGCAGAAAAUCAAAUUGCGCUCGAUUUGCGCCUCGCCUAAGCGUUACAUGUUGACGUCAAGCGGUAUUGGGGGCCUGUGUUUGGAUUGUUUUCACGUCGCACUUGGCAGCAGUUUACCGCCUGCAUACAACCGUUCAAGGUCAAAUGGCACAAGCGCGCUGCAGGCAACAACAGCAACAGCAAUACAAACACCAAACGACAUAAAAGCAGUGGUUCAAGCAACAACAGCGCCAGUAGUAACAGCAACGGCUGCUGUAACAGCUGAGACAAAAGCAGCAACAGCUGCUACUGUUGACAGUGCGAUGAAUUUGUUAGUGGCAAGCGCUGGUGGUGGAGUAGGCAAAAUAGAAACAACAGCUUCAGCAGCUAAACAGCAAACACGUGUUGCUGAGGUAAAAAUAUGGAAAGUUUUAAAAAAAUAAGUGUUUCAGUUUUUUUGUUGUUAAAUUUGAGCGCACGCCCACUGUGUGUGUUACGUACAUAUACGCAGCUUUACAGUGCAUUGCGCGCAAUAAAGUGUGUAUAUUUCAUGCGCGUCGCCAUCAGCUGAUAAAAAAUCGUUUAAUUGUAUGCUUUCUCAGCUAAAAAGCAGCCAGCCAGGCAGCUUUGCAUUGCAUUUGUGUUGGUGAUAGUACAAAGUGUACAAAGGUAAAUGGCCACCAUACAUACAUACAUACAUGCAUACAUCACAUUACUCAUACGCCAUGCGCGACGCCUGUGACCGAACAGCAACUGCGAAAUUUCCCAAGAAAUAUAAGAAUACUUGUUGCUAGGUGCGCUGUGAGCUUAUAUUAAUACGUUUGCAGCUGAUGGCAAGUAUGAAAAGCU